Messenger RNA from Striga hermonthica, 1560 nucleotides. The record is from the annotation of a GenBank genome assembly. NCBI's taxonomy places the organism in Eukaryota, Viridiplantae, Streptophyta, Magnoliopsida, Lamiales, Orobanchaceae.
AUGCCCUCUCCGCUAAUCUCACGACGCCGUUUCCUUUCUCAGUUAAUCACCUUUAACCAAUUCGACUCCCCAUUGGUCCGUGACGGACCCGCAGGGGCGAGGAGGUCGACGACGUCGUCCUUGGCAAAGCGGCACGCCUAUGCUUCGGAGAAUCCCGGGAAGGCGGCCGCGGCGGCGGCCGCCGCUUCGAAGAAGCGACCGGCGCUGGCUAACAUCAGUAACCUGAGGCAUGGAGCCGUUUAUCAGGGUUCGGGCCGGGCCCAUGUUCCGGAGUCGUCGAAAAUUGUGCCGUGCUCCACGAAGAUUGUUAGCAUUAAGAAGGGACCUUCAACAUCAACAAAUUUGGUUACUCUACCACCAACUUCCUCUGUAAAGCACAAUGUGGUUCUGGUUGGCCAAGCUUCAUCUUUACCAAAGAGAGAUAUUGUGCUCUCUAGGACUGUUGUGGCCCCUGUUUCAUGCAGUGCCGAUUUUUCUCCUGAUAAAUCAGAUUCACUCUCUGUUUCCAUGGAUGAAUCUAUGUCCACCUGUGAUUCCCUUAAGAGCCCGGAUGUUGAAUACAUGGAUAGCCAUGAUAUAGCUGCAGUUGAUUCCAUUGAGCGGAAAGCGUCCAACAUUCUUUGCAUUUCAAAGGACGAGGAAAUUGCAGAGAAUAUGUGCAAGCGCGAUGUUUUAGCAACAAUAGAAUCGGACGACACGAUUGUGGAUGUUGAUGAGAAUUUGGACGACCCACAGUUAUGUGCGACCAUCGCGUGUGAUAUCUACAAGCACUUGAGAGCUUCUGAGGCAAAGAAAAGGCCAGCCAUUAACUUCAUGGAAAGAGUGCAGAAAGACAUUAAUGCCAGCAUGCGUGCGAUUCUUAUUGAUUGGCUUGUUGAGGUUGCAGAGGAAUACAGACUUGUACCUGACACAUUGUAUCUAACUGUUAACUACAUAGACCGUUAUCUUUCUGGAAAUGUCAUGGAUAGACAAAGAUUGCAAUUGCUUGGUGUGGCUUGCAUGAUGAUUGCAUCAAAGUAUGAAGAGAUUUGUGCACCACAGGUGGAAGAAUUCUGCUAUAUUACUGAUAAUACAUACUUCAAAGAGGAGGUUCUUCAAAUGGAGUCUGAUGUCUUGAAUUAUCUAAAAUUCGAAAUGACAGCACCCACAGUCAAAUGUUUCUUGAGGAGGUUUGUUCGCGCUGCUGCACAAGGUCCCAAUGAGGCUCCUUUACUGCAAUUCGAGUGCUUGGCUAAUUACAUUGCCGAGUUAUCUAUUCUGGAGUACAGCAUGCUAUGUUAUGCACCAUCGCUCAUAGCAGCAUCUUCGAUUUUCUUGGCCAGAUUCAUUCUUUUACCAGCAAAAAAACCCUGGAACUCGACUUUGCAUCAUUACACGCUCUACCAGCCACACGAUUUGCGCGACUGUGUUAUGGCAUUACAUGGGCUUUGCUGUAAUAACCACAAUUCUAGUCUGCCUGCCAUAAGAGAGAAGUACAGUCAGCACAAGUACAAGUUUGUCGCGAAGAAGUACUGUCCUCCAUCAAUACCUUCAGAAUACUUCCACAACAUUAGCAGUUAG